Molecule: messenger RNA, 1341 nt
Organism: Melospiza melodia melodia
Lineage: Eukaryota; Metazoa; Chordata; Aves; Passeriformes; Passerellidae
Gene: PNPO
Product: pyridoxamine 5'-phosphate oxidase
Exons: 7
Coding region: 48-737 (229 amino acids)
Biological process (GO): pyridoxal 5'-phosphate biosynthetic process; pyridoxine biosynthetic process
Molecular function (GO): FMN binding; pyridoxamine phosphate oxidase activity
Source: RefSeq, a predicted model, not a curated record
CCGCCUUAGCCACGCCUCCGGCGCGGCGGGGGCUCGGCGCGGCCGCGAUGGAGCUGGAGCAGCUGCGGAAAAGCUACCGGGGGGACAGCGAGGCGUUCGAGGAGUGCCACCUGGUGUCCCUGGAUCCCCUGGAGCAGUUCCGGGCCUGGCUGCAGGACGCGCUGCAGUGCCCGGACAUCGCCGAGGCCAACGCCAUGUGCCUGGCCACCUGCUCCAGGGACGGGCGGCCCUCGGCGCGCAUGGUGCUGCUGAAGGGGCUGGGGCCGGACGGGCUGCGCUUCUUCACCAACUACGAGAGCAGGAAGGGCCGGGAGCUGGACUCCAACCCCUUCGCCUCCCUCGUGUUCUACUGGGAGCCGCUCUGCCGGCAGGUGCGCAUCGAGGGCUCGGUGCGGCGCCUGCCCGAGGAGGAAUCCGAGCGCUAUUUCCAGUCCCGGCCCCGGGGCAGCCAGAUCGGGGCCCUGGUGAGCCGGCAGAGCUCGGUCAUCCCUGACAGAGAGUACCUGCGCAAGAAGAACGCGGAGCUGGAGGAGCUGUACCGGGACAAGGCGGUGCCCAGGCCGGACUACUGGGGCGCGUACGUGGUGGAGCCGGAGCUGGUGGAGUUCUGGCAGGGCCAAUCGAACCGGCUGCACGACCGGAUCGUGUUCCGGCGGCUGCGGGACCGCGCGGCGCCGCUCGGGGCCAUGACCCGCCGCGGCCACGGCGACUGGGUGUACGAGCGCCUGUCGCCGUGAGCCCGCCCGGGAUGGCCCGGGAAUGGCCCGGGAAUGGUCCCGGGAUGGUCCGGGAACGGCUCCGGGAACGGCCCCAAGUGUCGCAGCCGCCCCGCCCCGUCUCUCGCUGUGCGCUGGGGAUGGGCCCGGAGCUGCCCCCGCCCCGUCUGCAGUCGCUGCCGGUGGUUAAUUAAUCGCGUUAAUGAUUGUGCAGGGUCCAGCUGUGACCCCAGUGAUCCCCCCGUCCCUGUCCCCGUCGCUGUCCCUGGCCAUGUGCUGGGAAUGCCUUCAGAGCUUCCCUCACCCAGAGUGUCCCCAAUUCUGUCUCCACCCACUCCCCGUGGUUAAUUAAUCGUGUUAAUGAUCGUGCAGGCACCAGCUGUGACCCCCCUGUUACUGUCGCUGUGCCACCACUGCCACCUCUCUCUCGGUGUUUUGGCUGGAAUCGUGGCAAUUGUUUUAGCAUGGAAUCGUGCUCAAGUCCCAGGUCAUUACUGCUGCUGUUUAAUUAACUUAAAUCGUGUCACCGCUGCCGUGCCCCGUCCCAGGGCCGUGAGACCCCAACCCUCGGCCCGUCCCCUCCUCCAGCUGCCGGAAAAGAACAAUAAAUCGGGAUUUAUGUGGA